This is a messenger RNA of Anarrhichthys ocellatus (wolf-eel), 3262 nucleotides long. RefSeq names its product toll-like receptor 1 (gene tlr1). Gene Ontology annotation, cellular component: plasma membrane. Bases 146 to 2551 code for a protein of 801 amino acids. The record is from RefSeq and is a predicted model, not a curated record. The transcript is spliced from 2 exons. Gene Ontology annotation, molecular function: transmembrane signaling receptor activity; protein binding. NCBI's taxonomy places the organism in Eukaryota, Metazoa, Chordata, Actinopteri, Perciformes, Anarhichadidae. Gene Ontology annotation, biological process: toll-like receptor signaling pathway; immune response; inflammatory response.
UGCAUCAGAAAAACGAGCUGGAGCAACAGAAGAAGCUGACUGCUGAUUGUUGUCUUUUGAUCGGACUGCUUUUGAUUGUUGGUGAACCUUUUUGCACAUUUUUGUCACCAAUAACAAAAGAAAGUCCAUCUGACCUCGACUAACAAUGAGGCCGAUGAUCGCUGCCCUCUGUGUGGCAGCCAUGUUGAUGGGACUCCAGCGGAGUGCUUCAUCCCCUGACAGCAUCGUAGACCGCUCAUCCAAAAACCUCUCCUCUGUCCCAAGAGACCUGCCGCAGACGACUGAGCUUUUAGACCUGUCAUGCAACCACAUACAGCACCUUCACCGGGGAGACUUCAAAAACACACCCCUCCUGAGGUUCCUCAACGUUUCCUGGAAUAGUUUGGAGGACAUCGAUCCAGAGACGUUCCUCGACACGCCACUUCUGGAGGAUCUAGACCUGUCACACAACAGACUGAGGAACCUGUCGGGUCAGCGGUACCUGCUCCACACAGAGAACCUUCUGGUACUGAAUUUAGUCUGCAACAACUUUCUCACAAUGACACUUGGCAGUGAGUUCAGAUCCCUGGUAAAACUGGAGAGAUUAGCUCUUGGAGCACAAAACAUCAGUAAGGGGGAUUUCCUGAAUAUUGCUGGAGUGAAACUGCAUACACUUACCCUUUCCCUGGAGAAUGAACAGGGUUAUACAGCAGAUAGCCUGCAGGAUGUCCAUGCUCAGAGGCUUCAGAUAGCCUUCAUUAGUUAUCAAAUAUUGAACCAUCAUCUGGUUUCUGAUGCACUGUCACUCUUUGAUGCCGUGGAGUUGAUGGAUUUGAAUGGUGGCUACAAUAACCUGAGUAAGCAGCUGAGCGAGAGAGUAGGAAUCCUCACAUCUCAUCUUUAUCUCACCAACAUAUCAAUCGACUGGAAGGACUUGACUUGCUUUGUAGGUGCGGUCCUGCGUACAUCAGUCAGUCAUCUGACGGCCUCUGAUGUGGCCCUGUACAACCUGCCUUUUAGCGACAAUGAAACGAUCCAGACGUCUAAAAUGAAGUCCUUCAGAGCCAUAAGGGCGGUGGUAAAGUCUUUCAUCUUUUCACAGGAAGCUGUUUAUGACUUUUUUAUCAACAUGCCGGUGGAGAGUUUAGCAAUCGUUGAGACUUCAAUCAUACACAUGACAUGCCCAAAGUAUCACAGUCCUAUCCUCCAGCUGGACUUCUCCAAUUGUGCCCUAUCCGACUCCAUCUUCUCCAGAGUGGAAGGUCAAAAAAGUCUUGAAUGUAAGAAUCUGGAUAGUGUGAGGAAAUUGAUUCUGGUAGACAACAAUUUCAGGAGCCUUCAGAUCCUGAGCAAACGGGUGCAAUUCAUGAAGUCACUGCAGCAUCUGGACCUCAGCAUCAACUCCCUGGUUUACGAUGGUCUCGGAGAAUGUGUCUGGCCACUAAGCAUCACCAAUAUGACUCUGUCGUCUAAUGGUCUGACAGCUUCCAUUUUUAAAUGUCUACCAAAAGGAACAGAGUCACUAGACCUCCAGAACAACCAGGUUUCUGUGAUACCAUCGUCCAUCUUGAAACUGGAAAAUCUUUCAUCUCUGAAUCUAAAUGCUAACAGGCUGCGGGACCUCCCAGUAUGCAACGGCUUCCCCCUGUUGAAUGAGCUUCUGCUCAAGUCAAAUUCCCUCCAUGCACCAACUAUGAACAAGCUGGAUAGCUGCCCCAAACUGAAGACCCUGGACGUCAGUUACAACCCCUUCACCUGCACCUGCGCUCUGAGGAGUUUCAUAAGUCUUGGCAUCAAGUCUGAAAAGAAAAGUCACACAGGAAUUCAAUUGUUGAGCUGGCCAUUGGGCUAUUACUGCACCUACCCAGAGGCCUUUAGAGACUGCGCCUUGAAAGACAUCACCAUCUCAGAGGUCUCCUGUAACAUCGGCCUCCUAGUUACCACCAUCUUGUGCCCAGCAGUGAUAGUGAUUAUCGCAGUUGUGAUCCUGUGCAAUCGUUUGGAUGCCCCCUGGUAUAUGCGCAUGAUCUGGCAGUGGACCAGAGCCAAACAUCGCGCCAGAAUGCGUCACGUUCGACCUGAAGAACUGGUGGGUGUCGAGUUUCAUGCUUUUGUGUCCUACAGCCAGCAUGACGCAGACUGGGUGCAGAAUUCCCUCCUCCCAAACCUUGAAGACACCGCAGGAGGGCUCCGAAUCUGUCGCCAUGAGAAAAACUUUGUGCCGGGAAAGACGAUCAUUGAGAACAUCAUCGCCUGUGUGGAGAAGAGCCGACGCUCCGUGUUUGUGCUCUCUGCUCACUUCGUCAAGAGCGAGUGGUGCCAUUAUGAGCUGUACUUCGCCAGCCACCAACGCCUCGCUUGGGGCACGGACAGCGUUGUGCUGGUACUGCUCGAGCCUCUGCCUCAGUACCUGAUCCCAUCCAAGUACUACCAGCUGAAGUGCAUGAUGGGCCGGCACACAUACUUGGAGUGGCCUCAGGACAGGGCCAAGCACAGGCUGUUCUGGGCUAACCUCAGGGCUGCACUACAGGCAGACCUGCCCAAUGCACCAGUGACAGAACUAGAGGAGUGAGUUCGGAAGGAAGACUUACAGAGGAAGAGAAAGUGUGAAGACGAUGUGUGAAUUAUACUGAAGUGAAAGUUGGAAAGAGGGUAGGAGUAAAAACGUGGGUGCUCUGGAGCGAAAAAGAAGUGUGAACAUUUUCUAGUAUUCUUUCUAAAACACAUAAGCAUACUUUCUUGAGCUAUAGUGUCCAAUUUCCAAUUGUGUACUAUGAGAUGAAGAUAAACUGACUGCUUGUAAGCUUGUAAGAUAGAAAUCAUUUGGCAAUUCUUUCAACCAUUUAGAGGACAUUUAAUGGAAACAUUUAUAUAAACUAACAUUUCAAGUUUGUAACAAAAACAAUAAACUUUACCGAAGAAUAUCAAAAAUGUGUCAUAACUGACUCCACAAAUGUCACAAUAUGAUUGAACCACUUCAAAUAUGGUUGUGCACAACUACACACGUACUAUGUUAACUUCAUGAGCACUGUAUAUUCAGAAAACCAGUAUUGUUACCAACUCUCUGAAAAGAGAGAUCUGCUUUUAAGGUAAGGAGAUGUAUUAUUUUAAGAGUUCAUAGAUGGAUGAUGAAGACAUGAGAGUUACAAAUGUGUCCUGUGUCCUAAAGUCAGUCCAGCUGCAUUAAAACGAUGCCUGGAAUAUCAACUAUGAAAAAAGGCUCAAAAGUCACAGGCCAGGUGUCAAGGAAGAGACUGGAUGAUCAUGAUCUUCUCGUUGAUGC